ACUGUUUGCAGAUUGAGCGUGGGUCUUAGUUUUAGCUCUGUGUUCACAUUCGAUUUCAGAUGCCAACGUCAAGCCAAGCUUUAAUACUUAUCAAUGCAGAUGGUAUCUUACCAAAACAAUACAGUAAGAUAGGUUUUUUGGAGAACAAACCAUGUCAAUUAUCAAGGGUAUCUGUUCACGGUGAAACACAAUCUCAGCAGAAUACUUCAUUGCUAUCAGCAUCCAGAUAUCAACUAGCAGGUUAUCACCUUGAACAAGACAGUCUUUACACCAGUCCACGGUCAGAGAGAGAUCCACUACCAACGUCUACUGUGAAAGGUUAUCGUGGUGUGUUUGCCUUUGAUCCUGUAACACGAUCAUUUACUUGGCAACUACUAAAUGAUUCUGCAGCGAAUAGAUUGCCAUCACCAAACAGAGAAGGAUUAGCUUCAAGAUUUUAUAAAAAUCGGAUUAGUGUCGACAAACUACCAAUGUGUAAUGCAGAAGAUGAAACACUAUUACCGAUAGGUCGCGUUCCAGAUCCUGUGACAUUUGAAAAAAAUAUUAGAAGACUGAUGGAGUUGGGCUUCAGAACAGAUUCUAAGCUACUUGAAAAUAAAUCAAAUGAAUCCGAGAACAACUCAAAAUCGAAUUCACCAAGUAAAAAUACUCAAAAUGAGACAUAUAAGCUACCAAGCUGUGUGAAGAAAAUGGGUGGUUCAUCAUUAUUACCAUCUCGUAUGUCAUCAGAGCCAGCAGUAUCAGUAUCAGCUGGUGUUAGUGACUUAGCUGAUAAAACGACAUUACCACAUAUUCCUAAACGUAUGGACAGUUUUGUUUUGAACUAUAAGUCUGUAUCAACACCUACAGUAGCUAAGAAAGCAGAAAGAGCUCUGUAUGAGGAAGUAAAACUCAACGAUUCCAAGAAAAAGAAGAAGAAAUAUAUUCCAACAAUUCGAAUGCGAAGAGAGCUUCCACCGCUCAAUUCGAAUAUGUUAUGUUUCAAUUUCUACGAUGGUAAUUUGUCACAUAAAGAUGUCAAAAAUAUGAUCGAAUCACAAAGUGAGGGAAGAAUUUUAGAUUUGAAAUUUGAUCCUAUUUACGUUCACUUAGGUGAGGCUUCGUCACAGUAUAAAUGUAUGUGGGUAUUUUCGAUAUCGGAUCUAACUGCGCGUACACAGCUUCUCUAUAACGGAUUAAGAUUUAACGGUGAGCGGAUAAAAGUGAGAUUAUAUGAUGAUGUGAUGAAAGAGGAGCACAAUGCCUAUAAGUUCUUUAAGGAAGUAGAAAAUGAACACAUAGAGAGGAAAGUUAAAAGUGGUGAUAGAGAAAGUAAAGUAUCCAGUGUUUUGGGUUUCGAUUCUCCAAAUUUAUCUUCUAAUAUUAACCUUUAUACUAUCAAUAAAAAUAACAUACAAGUAACAGCAAAAUCAUCAAGAACUCGUCGACAGAACAGUGGUAAAAAAUAUUGUUAGGUAACAGUUACAGACUGUAGUAAAUAAUAUUGUUAAUCUCGUCUAAAGGUAUUUACAUGCAUUUAUUUACUCACACAGUAUUCCAAAUGUUUUGUGGAAAGCAAAAUAUGUUUCCAGUCUGUAUAAUUGGCAAAGAAAUAUAUCUUCUCAAAUAUUUGUAAUCAUGAAAGAUAAAUUUGUAUUAAAUUUUGAUAUU
Lottia gigantea (owl limpet) is the source of this 1650-nucleotide messenger RNA. RefSeq lists its product as hypothetical. The transcript is spliced from 2 exons. The record is from RefSeq and is a predicted model, not a curated record. The coding region runs from base 60 to 1454 and encodes 464 amino acids. NCBI's taxonomy places the organism in Eukaryota, Metazoa, Mollusca, Gastropoda, Lottiidae.